This is a messenger RNA of Paramecium sonneborni, 561 nucleotides long. The record is from the annotation of a GenBank genome assembly. NCBI's taxonomy places the organism in Eukaryota, Ciliophora, Oligohymenophorea, Peniculida, Parameciidae.
AUGUAGAAUUUUCCUCAAGAAACUUAUACAAAAAAUCAAACCUCUUUUGACUAAAUAAAAAAUAGCAAUGAGCCUACAGGGAAUCAAAACAAUCAAUAAGAACAAGAAUAUGGUGAUGAACCUCACAAUAGGAAAAUUUUGUAAAAUGUCUAAUAUAAAUAUCCUAUUAUUAAAAUUCGUUUUGCAAACAAAUUGUUUUUCCUGUUUUUGAUAACCUUUUUAUGUGGAGUUUUGUGUUCUAUAUUGACCCUUAUAAAAUAAAUUUCUAUUCCAUGUGAGAUCGUUGAAAUCCUCAUGUAAAAUUUACUUAUAAAUAAUUUAAGUUUGCUAGACUAUUUCUGUUUAGCAUUGUAAUACUAUGUUUACUCAACAUUUUAUAGCUGGGGUCCAAAUGAGAAAAAAUUAAAUUUUUUUUUAAUUUGUUCAUAUAUUCUAUUGAUUCUAACUUUAGUUGGUUUGAUUUGGUAAAUUGAAUAUGGAUUAUCAAUAGUAAGAAUGUUGUCAAGUCUUAUUUUUUGUCUAUUUUACCAAUUCGCAUUAAUAGAUUAUCAAAAUAAAUGA